Molecule: messenger RNA, 645 nt
Organism: Rubroshorea leprosula
Lineage: Eukaryota; Viridiplantae; Streptophyta; Magnoliopsida; Malvales; Dipterocarpaceae
Source: the annotation of a GenBank genome assembly
CGGAAAGAGCUAAUUAUGUGGUGGGAUUUUUUGUUUAAAACGAGAGCUUUACUUGAAGAUGCUAAGAAUCGAGUAGAACACGAUUUCUUGGUGAAGUUAUGGGUUACCGAUAUGGUGGAAGUGCUUAAUGAUAUGGAGGAUAUAUUUGAUGAGAUAAUGGAUGCCAAUUUAUCCAGCCUAACUGCAGAAGUCCAAUGUGCCAACAAGCCAUGGAAACUCAUUCUUAAUUUGUUUAACAAGGUUUCAAGAUUUAUCCAUUACCGAAAUAAAGGGAUGACUUCCAAGUUGAAGGAUAUAGCUGCCAGAUUAAACGAUAUUCUUAUGAUAGCAGAGCCGUUGGGCCUCCAAAACAGAUUGGGAACUGGAGAUGAGACUGGUACUCUUCUACCUCUCUGUUUGAAUUUGCUACAGUUUUUCUACGUUUCUUAAAGCGUUUACAACGGGAGGGUUGCAUCAUGAAAAUUUAAAUUAUUUAUUUAAUCUCUAAAAAGUUAUUUUUAAAUAGAUUCUCAUCUCCCAUUCAUGGAAUCAAUAAAAACUCUUCCCAUUCAUGGAAUCAAUAAAAACUCUUCAAAAGUUACACAACCCAAAAAAUGUCUUAAUAAUAAUAUAAAAUUAUUGUAAUAAUAAAAUUUUUCUUAAAAU